AUGGCGCCACCAGCUGUUGUCUCAUCUUUCCUCUCCGUGGUUCCAUCUGAGCCUGUUCUUGUCUUCUCCAACGCCGACGAUGCCGCAUACUUUCAAACGCGUUGUAGACAAGGACGCAUUCUUCCCGACCAGCAAUCUAACUGGGUGUUCUUGCCUAUGCCCAAAGGACUGUUGAGAGUUAGAGCAGCAGCCAGGGGCGACAUUUGUUACGACUUCGACAGUGCUACAAAUGCUAGGCAUUUCAACGACAGUAUCAAGGGAUUGGGAAGAAUAUAUCAAGACAAAAACCAGGGGUUCCACAAAGACAGACGUGUUUACCUGGGUCCGCAGUUGAUGUAGAGAAGUAUCAAGAAGGAGAAGGAACAGCGGUGAGACAUGAGAGUGAUCUAGGAAGUAUCUGGGAAGCACCAUGUUAAGUGUACAGCGUCGUAGUCUGGGCGAGGCAAGAGCUGUUGUAGCAUACAUUAUAUAAUCACU
Periconia digitata is the source of this 477-nucleotide messenger RNA. NCBI's taxonomy places the organism in Eukaryota, Fungi, Ascomycota, Dothideomycetes, Pleosporales, Periconiaceae. The record is from the annotation of a GenBank genome assembly.